AAGUAGAGUGAAUAAAUGAAGACUUAGCACACCACUUCUGAAAGGUUGCUGACUCCUGAUCUAGAUGAUGGGCUACAUUGUGCCUUACAUGCCCAGCCCUGUGUGGGUUACUGCACCCAGCUACAGCAUCCAAGUACCCCAACCCUGCUCUCCCAGCUCUGACCCCUCUGCCCCUAUUUUAUCCCAUUUUGCACGUGGAGAGGGCCUCAGCAGCUUCGCCUGCUAUUGCUGCGCAUGCGCAUCCUCUCGCUCACUAAUUAUACGGGUAGCAGGAGCUGAGGCUACACCGGAAACAGCUGCUCUGCAUCUGGGAGGCGGCCGGAAGUAACCGCACUGCCCCACCUCUUCCUGCGCCUGCCUGCCUGGCCCCUCCCGCUGCGUGACGUGGGGGGAGGCGAGGUGGCUCCCGGCUGCUUCCUUAUUGGCGGCUGCUGCGCGGCGCGUGGAUUCGGGAUGUCGGUUCCUCUGCGGCGGCUCCGCGAGACCCCGCGGCACCUGCUGGUGUGCGAGAAAAGCCACGUGCGCCAUGAGCGCUCCCGGCACGCGGCGCACGUGCGGAGCCACGCCUACAACUGCCGCGUGUCAUUUUUGAUCCCUGAAUGUGGAAUUCUUCCAGAAGCACUGAAAAGUGUUAUCACAGACAUUGGAGAGUAUUAUUUGGUGAAGAAUUUAUCCCUUCAUGAAUUGGUUACGCAUGAAUUUAUCAAUACAUUCGUGAAGAAAGGUUCAUGCUAUGCUCUUACAUACAACACAAAAAUUGAUCAAGAUAAUUCUGCUGCUCUACUACCCACUGGAAAACUAAUUAUAUCAGUAGACAAGGACACAUAUGAGGAGCUUGGACUACAAGGUCGUCCAUCUCAGUAUUCUGGUAAAAAAGUCAUGAGAUAUAUUGUUACCAUUGACUUGACUGACUCGGCCUUUGAUCCUGAUAGUAAGAAACAUAAAAGAGUGCUUUGGGCCUUGAAAGAGAAGAAACCUUUAGAAUUUGAUUUCCUGCUGUCCUGGUAUAACACAGGUGCAGAAGGAUCAACACUGAUGUCAUACUUUUCCAAAAACCAAAUACAAGCCCAUCAGCCAAAAACAACAUUCAGCACAUUAAGAAAUUUGCAGUGUCCAGUGUUCCAUAGUAAUGAACUGCAAGGAAAGCUGGAAGAGUCAUGCAGUGCACAGGAACUGUUUGAAUGGCUAGGUGCCGUUUGCAACAAAGUUGGUUUAGACAACAAGUCAUUUAGCUUCUUAUCAACCUAUUGCUGUCCUCAGCCCAGCACAGUAGUGGAGCAAGCCUAUUUGUGCACAAUCACUGGCUUUAUAGUCCCAGAGAAGAUAAUUCAGUUAUUGGAACAGCUAUGUUGCUAUUUUGAUGAACCAAAAUUGGCGCAGUGGGUGACCUUAACCGUACAUGGCUUUGCAGACAGCCCUGUUUCCUGGAGAGAAAGUGAACAUGGUUUCCAAAAGGGAGGAGAGAACUUAUACAAUUUUGUUGUUUUUAGGAACCUGGACUAUUGGCUUCAAAUGGCUGUUGGAGCAAAUGAUGAUUGCCCACCUUAAAAGUUCUGCCUAUAGGAAAGUUUCUUAAAAAGAAUUAUCUGAGAUGUGCUUACAAAAAUAUCAGACAAUUAAUUAGCCAUUGAAAGGAUCUAUGUAUAUAGGAAGUUUUUCAUGUUAGCAUCGUAUUGCUUCCACGUGACAACUGGAGAAGUCUUGUUUACUGGAAUGUGUAUUUUUGUCAUAUCUAUUUUUAAUAAAAAGUGAAACAUCUGUUCCUUAGAAAUCUUGUUACAUAUUCUACAAAUGUGUAAUCUUGACAAAAUGAUAAAUGGUUUUCUAAAUCA
Trachemys scripta elegans is the source of this 1832-nucleotide messenger RNA. It is a transcript of the gene RPP40, whose product is annotated as ribonuclease P/MRP subunit p40. NCBI's taxonomy places the organism in Eukaryota, Metazoa, Chordata, Testudines, Emydidae. The record is from RefSeq and is a predicted model, not a curated record. The transcript is spliced from 8 exons. Bases 454 to 1548 code for a protein of 364 amino acids. Gene Ontology annotation, molecular function: ribonuclease P activity; ribonuclease MRP activity. Gene Ontology annotation, biological process: endonucleolytic cleavage in ITS1 to separate SSU-rRNA from 5.8S rRNA and LSU-rRNA from tricistronic rRNA transcript (SSU-rRNA, 5.8S rRNA, LSU-rRNA); tRNA 3'-end processing; tRNA 5'-leader removal. Gene Ontology annotation, cellular component: multimeric ribonuclease P complex; ribonuclease MRP complex.